UAAUUCAAAUUCCGAUUUAGGGUUUAAUCGAAUUUCACUCAUCGAUGCUGAUUGAUUCGUUGAUCCAAAUAAAUAAUUCAGCUUUCGUAAUCAAUAAAUAAUUCAAUAGUAUCAUUAAGAGCCCCUCUUCUCACACGCAACCUCUCUCUCUCUCUCUCUCGAGUAGUUCGACAAUCCAAAUCUCCCAACUUGCUGCUUCCUCGAGGGAAGCUUUCUUUUGCUUCAUUGCGCGUGUCCCAUCCUCUUCUCCACAAGUAAAAGAUGGAGGUCAAGCGCGAGCGCGAAACGUACGAGAACUUGUCCGAGCUCUACGCCAUCAUCAAAGCCACCGAGAAGCUCGAGAAGGCCUACAUCCGCGACCUCAUCUCCCCUUCCGACUACGAAACCGAGUGCCAGAAGCUCAUCGUCCACUUCAAGACCCUCUCCGCAUCCCUCAAGGACCUUGUUCCAAGCAUCGAGAGGUUCGCCGACACCUACAAGAUGGACUGCUCAGCUGCUGUUUACCGCCUCGUGACCUCCGGCGUUCCGGCUACCGUGGAGCAUCGUGCUUCUGCGGUGGCGUCUACUUCGAGCUCUGCUUCCGUUGUUGCUGAGUGCGUGCAGAAUUUUAUAACUUCGAUGGAUUCGUUGAAGCUCAACAUGGUGGCUGUUGACCAGGUGUAUCCGUUGCUGUCUGAUCUCUCUGCUUCGCUUUGUAAGCUGAGCAUCUUGCCGCCGGAUUUUGAAGGGAAGGUGAAGAUGAAAGAGUGGCUUGUGAGGCUGUCUAAGAUGGGGGCUUCUGAUGAGCUCACUGAGCAGCAGGCCAGGCAGCUUCACUUUGACCUUGAGUCUUCCUACAACUCCUUCAUGGCUGCUUUGCCUAGUGCCGGUAACUAAAUAACUCUGCUACUUUUGUUAAGGGGGCUACUUGGGUAAUCUAAUUGCUGCUGCAUUCUCUGGAUAUGAAUGUUUGUGUAGACAGCAGAAACAGGCCUUUCUUUUGUUGUGUAAUGAUCAUCCCAG
Brassica oleracea var. oleracea is the source of this 1002-nucleotide messenger RNA. RefSeq names its product vacuolar protein sorting-associated protein 28 homolog 1-like. Gene Ontology annotation, cellular component: ESCRT I complex. Gene Ontology annotation, molecular function: protein-containing complex binding. Lineage: Eukaryota; Viridiplantae; Streptophyta; Magnoliopsida; Brassicales; Brassicaceae. The record is from RefSeq and is a predicted model, not a curated record. Gene Ontology annotation, biological process: protein transport to vacuole involved in ubiquitin-dependent protein catabolic process via the multivesicular body sorting pathway. The coding region runs from base 262 to 876 and encodes 204 amino acids. The transcript has 2 exons.